This is a messenger RNA of Clavispora lusitaniae ATCC 42720, 552 nucleotides long. RefSeq names its product Arf family GTPase. Lineage: Eukaryota; Fungi; Ascomycota; Pichiomycetes; Serinales; Metschnikowiaceae. Gene Ontology annotation, molecular function: GTP binding; GTPase activity. Gene Ontology annotation, cellular component: microtubule cytoskeleton; cytoplasm. Gene Ontology annotation, biological process: protein folding. The record is from RefSeq and is a predicted model, not a curated record.
AUGGGCUUGCUAUCAAUCAUACGAAAGCAGAAGGUGAAAGACAGGGAAAUCCGGAUGCUUGUUUUGGGUCUUGAUAGUGCAGGGAAAACAACCAUAGUCAGAAAGCUAAUGGGAUGUGAUCCCACAGAAGUGGCACCCACUAUGGGUUUUCAGAUCCAAACGUUUGAGUGGAAAGAUUAUACCAUCAACGCAUGGGACAUUGGGGGCCAAACAUCACUCCGAGCAUUCUGGGCCAACUAUUUCGACAAGCUGGAUGUUGUUGUGUGGGUAGUGGAUGUUACUAGUGUAGACAGACUACGAGAGCUGUAUAAAGAGCUUCGAGAAAAGGUGAUCUUGCAGGAUCAACUAUCAGGCACCUAUUUCUUGCUCUUGAUCAAUAAGAUCGACAUGAUAUCUCCUAAAGAGCGCAAAAAACUGGAGUCUGCAGUGGUGCAAUCUCUAGGGUUGCUGGAAGAGCUACAUCAGGACAACUAUUUAGUGUGUUCAGUGUCGGGAAUCACCGGAGAAGGGUUGGAUAAAGCUAUGGAUUGGGUUAUUUCUAAGGACAUUUGA